AUGACCAAAGCACCAAACGAAAAUAUUGGUUCUAAUACUGGAACAUCUGCAUCAUCAUCGUCCUCAUCAACAUCUACAUCAAUUCCAGCAAACCCUACCAAUAAUAUUAUAAAUUUACCAACACCUUAUGAUAUAUCAUACGAAAGAAUCGACUUAGCACCAUUAAAAAAACAACUAGAUGCUGUAUUAAAAGAUAGAUCAGAAGAUUAUUGGGAAUGGAUACGUAGGUUUUUAGCCGGUAAGCUUUCUAAAAGAGAAUUAGACUAUUAUGUUCAAACAAAUUUAACAGAAGCAUAUUUACAUUUACAUAAUCAGUUUUUUAAAGCAGUUAUUUUUAAUGCAUUCUAUUCUAAAACAUCACCACCACCAAUUAUGGAAUCAGCUAAAUCCGCACAAACAGCAUCAGCAUUGGAUAAAAAAAGAAAACAGCCAUCAACAGCCGUCAAACCAAACAAAAAAGAAUCGAAAAAAAGAAAAGAUGGAUUACCAACAACUUCACCAACAGUUGCAUCUACCAGUCCAAUACCAGCUGCUAGCACUGCUGCAACUCCCUCGACAUCAUCAAACAAAUCUAUUAAAAAGACUCCAUCAAACAAAACAAUUAAAAAACCACAAUCUUCAAGUUCAAAGCUCUCAAAACAAAAAAAGAAAUACUAUCCAAAAUACUCUUUAUAUUCAUCACAAUUACAAACACUUAAAGAAAAAAUGGAAACCAUUGCCAGUGAACAUGGCCUCGAAGGUAUUUCGAAACAAUCGAUUAUAUAUAUGAAAUUAGCUUUGGAGCAACAUAUCAUUAAUUUUGUAAAUAGGACCAAACCUCAUCUUAUAUCUAAAAAUGUUGAACCACCACUACAACCAAAUCAGGUGAUACCACAAUUUUUAAAUUUUGAUAAUACAGACAACAAUAAUAAUAACUUUAAUAUAGAUAAUAAUAUUAAUAGUAAAAAUAAUAUAGAUAAUUAUAAUAUGGACACCAGUGGUAAUAGUUAUAAUGAAUUUUUAGAAAAUAGUGACAAUACAAACGAUAAACCAAGCACUAAUAUGGAUGUAAAUAUACAAGAAAGUAAUAAUAAUAAUAAUAAUAAUGAAAACAAAGAUCAAACUAUGACCGAUAAUCAAAAUACCAAUAUUAAUGAUAACAACCAAGCUAAAGAUCCAACUAUACCUUACAAUAUAGAUAAUAACUAUCAAAGUAAUAAUACUAUAAACAACUAUAAUAAUUAUAAUAUGGAUAUCAGUAAUAAUAAUAACAAUAAUAAUAAUAAUAAAGUUUUCAAAUUCAGUGAUGUAUUUAAUUUUAAAAAACCAAUAGAAGAAUUAAAAGUUAGUUAUCCAAAAUAUGUAGAAUCAAAUAACCCAUAUCUAUCACAACCAAUAUCCUUUUACAAGAUACCAGAAAAUAUAUUUUCGUCAUCCAGAACAAAAGAAUGUGAGUCAAUUAUUUCAACUCAAGAUUUAUUUACAAUGAUAGAAGAAAAUCCACAAAUAUUAAGAGACGACCAACUAUCAUAUGAAAGAAUUAAUUUAUUGCGAUAUUAA
This is a messenger RNA of Dictyostelium purpureum, 1539 nucleotides long. RefSeq lists its product as uncharacterized. The transcript has 3 exons. The record is from RefSeq and is a predicted model, not a curated record. Gene Ontology annotation, molecular function: transcription coactivator activity. Bases 1 to 1539 code for a protein of 512 amino acids. Gene Ontology annotation, cellular component: SAGA complex. Lineage: Eukaryota; Evosea; Eumycetozoa; Dictyosteliales; Dictyosteliaceae. Gene Ontology annotation, biological process: regulation of transcription by RNA polymerase II.